This is a messenger RNA of Vanderwaltozyma polyspora DSM 70294, 948 nucleotides long. RefSeq names its product DNA replication protein SLD5 (gene SLD5). NCBI's taxonomy places the organism in Eukaryota, Fungi, Ascomycota, Saccharomycetes, Saccharomycetales, Saccharomycetaceae. The record is from RefSeq and is a predicted model, not a curated record. The transcript has a single exon. Gene Ontology annotation, biological process: double-strand break repair via break-induced replication; DNA-templated DNA replication. Gene Ontology annotation, cellular component: GINS complex. The coding region runs from base 1 to 948 and encodes 315 amino acids.
AUGAACAUUGAUAUUGAUGAUAUUUUAGCUGAUUUAGAUAGAGAUACAACAGCAGUUGAUCAUACACAAGAUAAUUUUACUAGUGAUGGGAAUACGACACGAUUAAAUACUUCAUUGGAUUAUUCUAUAUCUGGGGAAUUAAAUGGCAAGAUAGGUAGGUCAUCAGAGAUAAUUAGCCCAGCUGAAGAUUUUGCUCAACUCAUGAGAUGUUGGAGGAAUGAAAGAUGUUCACCAGAAUUAAUGCCAUAUCCACAUUAUUUAAUGACAAGAAUCUUAAGAAGAAUACAAGAACAGAUGGAGCAUAUAGAAAACAUAUCGAUGGGGUUUUUAGAAGAAUCGAUGAAUCAAAUCAGUCAUGGUUCUGGAAAUGUUACUGGUGACGGAGAUGAUGAAGAUGAUGAGUUUGGAAUGGGCCGUGGUAACAAUGUUAUUAAUAAUAAUAAUAAAUUACCAUUAUUAUGUAUGGAAGCAGAACUUGAAAGAGUUAAAUUUGUUAUAAGAAGUUUCAUACGAUGUCGAUUAAAUAAGAUUGAUAAGUAUUCAUUGUAUUUGAAACAAAUUGAAGAUGAUUCAAUGAAUUUUCUACCGAUUAAUGAGUUAUUAUCUAAGGAAGAAAUGGUAUACCACGAGAAACAUUUGAGUAUUUUGUUAAAGUUAUUUAAUAAUUCAAUAUUAAGACAUAUGCCACCAGAAUUGCAAGCAAUUAAUGAUACAGAGGGUACACUUAAUAUGAUUGAAGAACCAGAUUGGAAGAAAUUUGUCUUUAUAUAUAUAAAAGAAGUUAAAGACGACUCGACCUUAGAUCGUAAUGAAUUUGGAAAGCCGUGUUAUACAGUUACCAUAGAGGAACUUAAUGAAAUUGUCGAAUUGACAAUUGGUGGUAUAUAUGUGAUGAGAUAUGAAAUUAUAAGACAGUUAGUGUUAGAUCAGAAAGCCUAUUUGAUCUAA